CCCAAGAAAAUGGCAACAACAUAAUAUCGGUAAUUCUUCCUCGCCCACGAACUGGGUUACCUGCACGUUACCUUCUUCAAGACGGAAACUUGUAUGAAGCAUUAUAUGUAGAUUAUGAACAUCAAAAAUCUUGGUUUGUUAAAGACACAAUCGAAAAAGACGGUAGUUUCGUGUAUUUUACUCGAUUCGAUCCGUUAUUUUUGUUAAUACCAAUACUAGAUGAUUGUCGAAAAAAGAAUUUAGAAUUUCAAGGACGAUUUCUUCCGUUAGAUGAUAUCCUAGAUAAUCUUGAAUAUCCAAGUUUAACGCGGUUAUCUUCGAUAAGUAGCAUCUCAUCAUAUAUGGAUUGGGUUUGUGACAGCCAAGAAUCACUCGCAAACAAAGUUUAUAGAUUAAAUGAUGAAAAAGUAAUGAAUUGGUUAAAAAAAAAGGUUACAAACAUUUUGUCCAAAUUUAAUAAUGAUAAGUAUGAUAAAUAUAAGUCUUUUAAAAAAAUCGAUCAACAAUUGGACGAUGAAAUAGUUGACAAACAGCAUCGACAUGAGCUUCGAUUAAAAUACGCACUAGAAAUUGUUAUGGAAUAUCUGCCAAAUUAUUGGGCUGAGCAAUUGAAAAAAGAAUACGAUUUUGAAGCACUUGGUGCAUGGGAUAAUAAUGCUGUCGUAUACAUGUCGGCAAUUUCUACUGAUUACCAUGUAAAACAACCCGUUGAGAAAGAUGUCGUUUCAACUGCCAAGAAACGUAAAUUAACAGUUGGACAAGCAUCCAUAGCUAAAGCCAAUAAAAAAGGGAUGAAGCCACUAACAUCUUUCUAUACUAAAAUUCGAGUUGGUCAAAAUUUUUCAAAAUCGAUUGUAUACCAAAAAUAUGUUAUGGUUGUGCUCCGGGAUAACAUGU
This is a messenger RNA of Racocetra persica, 897 nucleotides long. NCBI's taxonomy places the organism in Eukaryota, Fungi, Glomeromycota, Glomeromycetes, Diversisporales, Gigasporaceae. The record is from the annotation of a GenBank genome assembly.